CCAAGAUCCAAGAUCCAAUCAUAAACGAAAACGAGUAAACAAACGUCAAUGUCGUCAAUGGACAUGGUGGAGGUCUGUCUGUCCCAUUGCCGGUACAACUUAUUUAUAUUUUGGUUUUAAAUUUUAGGUCCAUCAAAUUAAUUUUCACCGUACAGACACUGUGCGGGAUAGCAAUUUAGAGUUCCCAACAAAAUAUUUUGAUCAUGGAAGAAUCUGACGAUUACAAUAUGCAAACAACUUUACUACCAGAGAAAACCUUUGAGGAGGCUGGAAUAUCUGCACAGUGGGCUGGUGUCAAUCAUAUUGGAGUCCACACAUUCAAAAAGCCCCCCUGUAAAGAUGACGUUGAGAGCGCUCUGGCCCCAUGUGAAGCUAAAGUAUAUCAACUCAGACAGCAUUCCAUCCUCUUUGAUCCCAUUAUCCGUAAGCUGGUCAAUGAGGCCAACGGAACCUUUAUUGCUGGACAAAAAGUUAUAUCUGGCUCUGGGGCGAAGCAAGAAGCCUUGAAAUUGAGCCGCCAAUACAGGUCCGUCAUACGAGCCUGUAUCGAAGAUCUUCAGAAAGUAUCAAAGAAAUCAAUCAACGACUUUUACAAAGAGUAUCUAGCAAUCUUUUAUAAUAUAGAAUUGAUCUGGCACCUUACCGAGAUUAUGUUUGUGAAUGCUCUCCCUGGAGAUAUUGUUCUGCCUCACCUGCAAGAGUGGAUUCGGUUCCACUUCCCUAGUGGUGAAAUGACAGCAAUAAGAAUAUUGAACAAACUGGAGUGUGAUGCUGAUACGAAAUACACAGACUACUGGAAUAUUGUCAUCACUCUAAUCUUACAGGGCAACAUAGAACCAGCAAGAGGUUUAUUGAGACUUAACUCCAUGGCAGAUUCUGAUGCAUUUAUAUCUGCAGAAGAAAUGUUGAAAACGCUUCCUGUUUAUAAUGUGUUUGGUGGACUGUCUGUUGCUGAUUUCAAUACUAGGUUUGCCUCAUGGAAGAAUACUCUCAAGUCAAGAUUGAAUGCUAGAGUAUUUUCCAGCUGCAACAAUCUUGAACUUGUUAUGAAAAUGAUCCUAGGAGAGGCUGCUACAGAGAUGAAGCAACACUGCAGUACGUGGUACGAGCUGAUGGUCUCGUCUCUCAUGUACUCAGAGCCCACAGUGAAGUCGUUUGAUCUCAUCUAUCAUGCCAACAAGUGCAUCAUGCAGUUUGGUGGCACUUCUCAUCUCACACAGCUGGACCACAUCAUCCUUUCAUUGCUGGAGUGCAACCUACAUGAUGCCAUCAAGAAACUGCAGCAGACCUCGGACAGUGGCUGGGCAGCAGCUCACCUCACCAACCUGCUUUACAUCUGCGCCAGACUGAAUGUCAUCGACAAUAAACUCAUUAGUGACAUGCCUGAGAGGAUGGACGAGUGGUUGGUGGCUGACUACGCAAGUCUCCUGAUGUCACACAAGUCACUGUGGCAGGCUGGGUUGAGUUACCUAGACUACUGUCCUACCCUAGGCUCAGCAUGGCUCCGUCUAUUACUGCCUCGGGUACCACUCACCUCCCAAUCACGUGUUAACAUCAUCAUUCAGGCAGCAGUGGACAGAAACAUGCUCGACAUUGCGGCAAGUGUGUGCAAGGUUGCAGGCAUGAAGGAACUGCGUAGGCGCAGGCUAGGCCAAGCACUUUACUGGGCUCUGCAGUCACAGGAUCCUGGUUUUGCAACAUUUAUUGCGGACAAUAUCCUUGAGUACUAUGCAAGAGAAGGCGUAUUCAGCUCAGUGGAUUUACUUGACAACUUAGGGUCAUGUAUGCUCGUCUGUGACCGUCUGACAUUCCUAGGCAAGUACUGUGAAUUUCAUCAAGUGUUCAGCAAUGGAGAUUUGAAGAAAGCUGCUGGUUUGCUGAUAUCACUUUUGGAGUCAAAGAUUUCACCAAAAUAUUUCUGGUUGACCUUACUGACAGACUCCCUCCCUCUGCUGGAGUCCAAGGAGAUGCCGGUGUUCUCCUACAGAGACACAGUAACGUUGAUGGUGGCCUUGGAGGAACUGGAGAUGGAGAGAGUAGACCAUCCUAGAGCGCCACCACUCAGUACACUCAAAGAGAAGCAUCGUCUGGUGCGUAUGGCUCUUACACAGAAUCUCGCCAGAGCCACACUUUACGAGAAUGCUCCGAUAGCAUAACACCACUUAUAAAAGACUAAUGCUAAAGUGAAAUGUUUGUAAUUUUUUACUUUGUUUAAAAACUCUUAUAUUUAGGAACUAGCUGUGUCAACUUUAUAUUUGUAAAAAAAAGUUUUUUGACA
Molecule: messenger RNA, 2278 nt
Organism: Macrosteles quadrilineatus (aster leafhopper)
Lineage: Eukaryota; Metazoa; Arthropoda; Insecta; Hemiptera; Cicadellidae
Gene: Nup75
Product: nuclear pore complex protein Nup85
Exons: 12
Coding region: 204-2156 (650 amino acids)
Biological process (GO): positive regulation of DNA-templated transcription; protein import into nucleus; mRNA export from nucleus
Cellular component (GO): nuclear pore outer ring
Molecular function (GO): structural constituent of nuclear pore
Source: RefSeq, a predicted model, not a curated record